Messenger RNA from Tachyglossus aculeatus (Australian echidna), 1989 nucleotides. RefSeq names its product phospholipase B domain containing 1 (gene PLBD1). NCBI's taxonomy places the organism in Eukaryota, Metazoa, Chordata, Mammalia, Monotremata, Tachyglossidae. Gene Ontology annotation, biological process: phospholipid catabolic process. Gene Ontology annotation, cellular component: extracellular region. Gene Ontology annotation, molecular function: glycerophospholipase activity. Bases 192 to 1922 code for a protein of 576 amino acids. The record is from RefSeq and is a predicted model, not a curated record. The transcript is spliced from 11 exons.
UGCGGGUAUGUGUGUGAUGUGUUCUGUGGGUGUGUGGGCGGCGUCUGGGAGUGUGUGUCUGUGAGAAAGCCACCCUGAGGAGGCUGGAUGGGGCAGAGAGCCAGUGGCGAGCUGAGACUCGAGCCGGGGCCGGUCCCGUCUCACUGUCUGCCCGCCCCCGGCCCGGCCCGGGGAAGCCAGUGGUAGUACCGAUGCCGGAGCCGGCGCGGGUUGGCCUGCUGCUGCUGCUGCCGCUGCUGCUGCCAGGGCCGGGGCAGUGGAGUCCAGCCACAGGCAGUGCUGGUGUGGACGCCCUGUGCAACCGUCAUGGCCAGGCCGGGGCUGCAGACGGAGGAGCCGACAUCCGCUAUGCCACAGCAUACUGGGAGAGCGCUACGCAGACGGUCCGGGUCAAGGAUGUACUGGACGGGGACGGGGACGCCUACGGCUUUUACAAUCACACGGUGCAAACCACGGGCUGGGGGACCCUGGAGAUCAGAGCUGGAUACGGGGCUCAGGCCUUGAAAAAUGAUGUCAUCAUGUUUGUGGCCGGUUUUCUGGAGGGAUACCUCACUGCCCCGCACAUCCAAGAUCACUUCUCCAACCUCUACCCGCAGCUGAUCAAGCAGCCAUUGGUCUUGGAAGAAGUGAUGGCGUUUUUGGGGAAGCAGGAGCGCUGGGCUCGGCGCCACGCCAAGGACAACCGGGAUGACCCCUUUUGGAGGCACGUGGGCUACGUCCUGGCCCAGAUGGACGGGCUGACGGCGGGCGCAGAGGAGUGGGCAAACGUCACCCAUGCCAAGAAGUCCGUGACCAGGUUCCAGGUUCAGUUCCUCAACGCAGUCGGAGACCUGCUGGAUCUCAUUCCGGCGCUCUUUCCGAGGAAAAAGGAGAGCUGGCUCCACGGUCCCCCCAGACCCUCCGGCGCCUGGGACAUGGGCCACUGCUCUGCCCUAAUCAAGGUUCUCCCGGGCUACGAGAACGUGUACUUGGCUCACUCCAGCUGGUUCAGCUAUGCCGCCAUGCUGCGCAUCUACAAGCACUGGGACUUCAACAUCCGAGACACGCAGACUCGCAGCGCCCGCCUCUCCUUCAGCAGCUACCCAGGGUUUCUGAUGUCUCUGGAUGACUUUUACCUCCUGAGCAGCGGCCUGGCCGUCCUCCAGACCACCAACAACGUGUUCAACACCUCCCUGCUGCGGCACGUGGUCCCCCAGGCCCUCCUGGCCUGGCAGCGAGUCCGCGUGGCCAACAUGGUGGCCCAGGGCGGCAGGGACUGGGCCCGGGCCUUCUCCAGGUUCAACUCCGGCACCUACAACAACCAGUACAUGAUUCUGGAUCUGAAGAAGGUGAAGCUGAAGGAAAGCCUGGGAGACGAGACCCUGUUCAUUGUGGAGCAAAUCCCCACCCUGGUGAAAUUCUCCGACCAGACCAACGUCCUCCGCGCAGGAUACUGGGCGUCUUAUAACGUCCCGUUCCACAGUGCCAUCUACAACUUGAGCGGCUAUCCCAGCUUUGUGCGCAAGUUCGGCCUCGAUUUCUCCUACGAGCUCGCUCCUAGAGCCAAGAUCUUCCGCCGCGAUCAGGGGAAGGUGACCGACCUGGAGUCCAUGAAAUUCACCAUGCGAUACAACAAUUACCAGAAAGACCCGUAUUCCCGCGGAAACCCGUGCAACACCAUCUGUUGCCGGGAGGAUCUGAACGCGUCGGCUCCGGUCCCGGGCGGCUGCUAUGAUGCUAAGGUGUCGGACCUGGCCCUGGCGGCCCGGCUCACGGCCCACGCGGUCAGCGGGCCCACCGUCCAGGGCGGCCUCCCCGUCUUCCGCUGGAGCCGCUUCAACAGCACCGUCCACAAGGGCCUCCCGGAAGCCUACGACUUCGACUUCGUCACCAUGCGGCCCGUCCUGAGACCGCCGUGGCCACGGGAGGCUGGCGGGAGGUGACUAGAGGCGCCCAAGGUCUGUGCUGCCCUGCCCCAUUCUCCUGAAUAAAGGAAACGGCUCCCCUGGA